CGCAUCCCCCCCAGUCUGUUCGGCAGCCCUGACUGCAAGCUCAUCUACCGGCACUACGCCACGCUGUACUUCGUGUUCUGCGUGGACUCCUCCGAGAGCGAGUUGGGCAUCCUGGAUCUCAUCCAGGUGUUUGUGGAGACAUUGGACAAGUGCUUUGAGAACGUCUGCGAGCUGGAUCUCAUCUUCCACAUGGACAAGGUGCACUACAUCCUGCAGGAGGUGGUGAUCGGUGGGAUGGUGCUGGAGACCAACAUGAAUGAGAUCGUGGCACAGGCGGAGGCGCAGAGCAAGCUGGAGAAGGCGGAGGGGGGGCUCUCGGCUGUGCCAUCCCGCGCCGUCUCAGCCGUGAAGAACAUCAACCUGCCGGAGAUCCCACGCAACAUCAACAUCGGGGACAUCAACAUCAAAGUGCCCAACCUGUCACAGUUCAUGUGAGCGUCCCGGCGUGGGGGGCCGGGUCUGGGGCUGACUCUUCUUGGGAUUCCUGGGUGCAGAAACGUGCCCGUGGCUGUGGCGGAGCCGUGGUGGUGCUGCUCCUCCAUCCUCACGGUGCGGGGCUCACUCUGCCUGCCUGCGUUCCCCUGCCCACCCUGCUCCUGCUGGGGCCCUGAGAGGUUGGCACUGAUGUCACGGGGCAGGGCAGCGGGGUGUGAGCUUCUGGGAGCUGCCAGUGUACCCUGCUGUGCCAGGAACAAGUGCGUGUGAGCAGUGAGCAUGUCCUUUUCCAAAUAAACCACUGUGUGAACCUGU
This is a messenger RNA of Meleagris gallopavo (turkey), 750 nucleotides long. Lineage: Eukaryota; Metazoa; Chordata; Aves; Galliformes; Phasianidae. The record is from RefSeq and is a predicted model, not a curated record.